AUGGGCCCCAGUGGUGGAUUGCAGCUUCGCGUGGCCACAUUCAACUGCUGGGCCCUGCCCCAACCAUGGCCCAUCGGCAGCUCUGACCGGAAGCAUCGACUACAACGGCUGGCCGAUGAGCUGCUCAAGGAUGAGUAUGAUAUUGUCGGGCUUCAGGAACUCUGGUCCGAGUACGACUACCUGGACUUGGCCGAGCGCACACAGACCGUCUUCCCCUACUCCCACUAUUUUCAUUCUGGAUUCACGGGCAGCGGUGUUGCCGUCAUUUCUAAACACCCGAUUGUUUCCACCCUGAUGUAUCGAUACUCCCUAAAUGGCUUCGCGCAUCAUAUCCAUCGCGGCGAUUGGUUCGGUGGAAAGGUUGUUGGGAUGGUGGAGCUGGAGAUUGGCGAGCUGAGGGUCAACUUCUACACAACACAUUUGCACGCCGAGUACGACCGCGAGAAUGACCUUUAUCUGCCACAUCGACUGGCCCAAUCGUUCGAGCUGUCCCAAUUCGUGCGCCACACAUCCCGCGGCGCCGAUUUCGUGCUCCUUUGCGGCGAUCUGAACAUGGAACCCGAUGAUCUCGGCAUAAGACUGCUCAUGUCCAACACAAAACUCAUCGACGCGUGGCGCAUGUUCAACGAGGGACACACACUCGCUGGCCAACCCGGCAACGAAAGAACAUCGCUCGUCCGCCGAUCGGGGAUGACGUGCGACCGGCCCGACAAUUGCUACACCAGUGCUUUUAUGAAAGAAACGUGCCCCGACGGCAAGCGCAUCGACUACAUGUUCUUCAAAAGCGGCCGAAUGCACGGUCAUUUGGAGGAUUGCGGCGUUUGCUUCAAUAAGAUCCCGGAGGACGAGCUGAAUUUCUCGGAUCACGUCGGCGUCUACUCCAUUUUUCACAUUCACACCGAGGAUCGACAGGCUUCGAUGAUCUGGGAGCACGAGCUGCCGCUGCUGAAGGAAGUGAUAGAAACGGUCAGGGAGGGCCAAAAACGAGCCCACCGGGAUCGAUCGCUGUAUAUAGGUCUAUUCAUCGGAUUCGUGGUGCUUCUACUCGGCUCGCUAAUCGUCGACCAAUUUGUGCCAUGGCUCUCCGUCCCCCUAUCCAUUCUACGCUUCAUUUUGACAGUUUUGAUCGCAUUCACAUUUUGGUACGGUUUCCUGGGGCUGACGAUGGAGCUGAAAGCGUUGAAGGGAACCCGCCAAGCAAUGUGCCAAUUGUUGAAUGAG
Molecule: messenger RNA, 1221 nt
Organism: Mesorhabditis spiculigera
Lineage: Eukaryota; Metazoa; Nematoda; Chromadorea; Rhabditida; Rhabditidae
Source: the annotation of a GenBank genome assembly